AUGACCCGCUUGGGCCCUGGGAAUGGGAAUCUGGAGGUUAGGGAGGAAAAGCCGUUUUCCUCGUGCUCCGGCCGCCCGCUCGCCGUGCCGGAGCGCUCCAGGAUCCCGUGCGGGACGGCUCACGCCGGGGUUUGCCGCAUGCAAUUCAACCAGACAGCCCAGGGCGGUGCGAGUAGGACGGGCAAAGGCAGUCAGGAUCAGCUGCUGUUUCUCUUUCCAGAGUUCAAUCAGCAGAACCAGGGGGCCGGGCCGCUCGAGGACGCCUGCGCCGAGACCCCCAGCAAGAAGAUGCGGCGCAACCGCUUCAAGUGGGGGCCGGCCUCCCAGCAAAUCUUGUACCAAGCCUACGAGCGGCAGAAAAACCCCAGCAAGGAGGAGCGCGAGGCGCUGGUGGAGGAGUGCAACAGGGCCGAGUGUCUCCAGCGGGGGGUGUCCCCGUCCAAGGCGCACGGGCUGGGCUCCAACCUGGUCACCGAGGUGCGCGUCUACAACUGGUUCGCCAACCGGCGCAAGGAGGAGGCCUUCCGCCAGAAGCUGGCCAUGGACGCGUACAGCUCGGGGCCGCCCCCGCACAGCAUGAACCUGCUGCUGUCCCACGGCCCCCCCCACCACAACCAGCCCAGCGCGUCGCCCCCCAGCAAGAUGCCAGGAGUGCGGUACAGCCAGGCGGCGAGCGUGGCCGUUUAUGACUGGGUCGUUCAGGGGCCGGGUGGGCAGCUGGGGCUGCCUGUGCCCGCUGUUAAUGCCAUGUCCUGCUUGCUUCUCCAGCAGAUCUCGGUGUCGGGGGGCGGGCUGCCCCCGGUGAGCACCCUGACCAACAUCCACAGCUUGUCCCACCACAACCCGCAGCAGUCCCAGAACCUCAUCAUGACCCCGCUCUCCGGCGUCAUGGCCAUCGCACAGAGCCUGAACACGUCGCAGGCGCAGAGCGUGCCCGUCAUCAACAGCGUGGCCGGGAGCCUGGCGGCGCUGCAGCCCGUGCAGGUCUCGCAGCCGCCGCACCCAUGCCAUCAAUCCCCCGUGCGAUGCCCGUGCCCCGGCUUGACGGCUCCUCUCCCGCCUCCCGCAGUGUACGCACACAAGCAGGAGCCCCCCCAGUAUUCGCACACCUCCCGCUUCCCCUCGGCCAUGGUGGUGACCGACACGAGCAGCAUCAGCACCUUGACCAACAUGUCCUCCAGCAAGCAGGAGCCCCCCCAGUAUUCGCACACCUCCCGCUUCCCCUCGGCCAUGGUGGUGACCGACACGAGCAGCAUCAGCACCUUGACCAACAUGUCCUCCAGCAAGCAGGUACGCGGGGCCGCGUCGCGUUGCGCGCGGGGCCAGGUGCGCGCGCCCCUCGCGCACAAUGGGCCCUUCUCCCGCCGGCCCGGGGGCUGUGGGAAAUAUGUGGCCCUUAUUGAUCGCUAG
This is a messenger RNA of Tinamus guttatus (white-throated tinamou), 1410 nucleotides long. NCBI's taxonomy places the organism in Eukaryota, Metazoa, Chordata, Aves, Tinamiformes, Tinamidae. The record is from RefSeq and is a predicted model, not a curated record.